Olea europaea var. sylvestris is the source of this 1505-nucleotide messenger RNA. Its product is annotated as deoxynucleoside triphosphate triphosphohydrolase SAMHD1 homolog. Bases 159 to 1418 code for a protein of 419 amino acids. Lineage: Eukaryota; Viridiplantae; Streptophyta; Magnoliopsida; Lamiales; Oleaceae. Gene Ontology annotation, cellular component: nucleus. The record is from RefSeq and is a predicted model, not a curated record. The transcript is spliced from 16 exons. Gene Ontology annotation, biological process: dGTP catabolic process. Gene Ontology annotation, molecular function: dGTPase activity.
AUUCCUCUGAUAUAUAUAACCAGGACACGUUAUGUCAUUUGUGUCUUUCAAAGCUUCUCUCUCUCUCUCUCUCUCUCUCUAACUAAAAUUUGCUGAGCUUAUAUAUAUGUUAAUAUACUUUCGUUUUGAGUUGAAUUUGAACUUUUAGGAAGAAGAGCAUGGUGACUUUCUGCGACGAGAAUUUUGUGUGUUCCGGUUUUGCGUCGUCUUCGACGGACGAUCGAAGAUUCUCGAAGCACAUCCAUGAUAAUGUUCACGGAAACAUCUAUCUCGAUUCUCUCUCGUUAAAGUUUAUUGACACCGAACAAUUUCAGAGACUUCGUGAUUUGAAGCAGCUCGGUUUAACAUACAUGGUUUAUCCAGGGGCUGUGCAUUCUCGGUUUGAGCAUUCAGUUGGUGUCUAUUGGCUGGCUAGUGAAGCUAUACACAGAUUGAAGACCUAUCAAGGAUUAGAACUUGGUAUUGAACGCUGUGACAUACAAACAGUAAAACUUGCUGGUCUACUACACGAUGUGGGUCAUGGGCCAUUCAGCCACAUGUUUGAGCGCGAGUUUCUACCCCGGGUUCUCAAUGGCCUAAAAUGGUCUCAUGAAGAAAUGUCUUUGAAGAUGAUAGACUACAUUGUUGAUGAACACAAUAUAGAGAAUGAUUCUGAAAGUCUUAAGAAAGUCAAGGAAAUGAUAAUUGCUUCUGAAAAUUCUACUUCAAAAAGCUCCGACGAAAAACAUUUCUUGUAUGACAUUGUUGCUAAUGGGCGUAAUGGAAUUGAUGUGGACAAAUUUGACUACAUUGUCCGUGACUCCAGGGCUUGUGGUCUUGGCUGCAAUUUUCAGUUUCAGAGGGUUUUAGAAACUAUGCGAGUAAUAGAUGAUGAGAUAUGUUACCGUUCUAAGGAAUAUCUUACAAUCCACAAAUUAUUUGCUGCUCGGGCAGAUUUGCAUCGGACAGUAUAUACGCAUGCAAAAGUGAAGGCUAUAGAACUCAUGUUCGUUGAUGCUAUGACAAAAGCAAAUGAUUAUCUGCAAAUUGCAUCAUACAUUGAUGAUCCAGCUCAAUACUGGAAGUUAGACGACACAAUAAUGAAAACCAUUGAAACUUCUUCCCAUCAAGAGCUGAAGGAAUCUAGAGACCUAAUUCUUCGCAUACGGAGAAGGGAUCUUUACCAGUUUUGUAACGAGUUCGCUGUUCCAAAGGACAAGCUGGAGCACUUCAAAAAUGUUACUCCUCAAGAUAUAAUUUGUUCGCAGAAUUCUAGUCGCCCUGCGCUGCGGGAGGAUGAUAUUGCGGUGAGCAAUGUCAAAAUUGAUCUUACUCGUGGAAGGAAGAAUCCACUUGAAAGGUACUUCAGUGAUACUUGGCUAAAGAUUUUCAAUGUAGAUUCACGACUGACAUUUCUACAGAGUCACUCUAAAUUUUGAUUUAACUUUUGCUGCGUUCAUGUGCUUUUCUCUUCACCAGCAUCAACUUUUUCCAGGUACAAAUCUUCCUUUCCAAGCUUAAAAAUU